Messenger RNA from Etheostoma cragini (Arkansas darter), 4208 nucleotides. RefSeq names its product neurocan core protein-like. The record is from RefSeq and is a predicted model, not a curated record. Gene Ontology annotation, molecular function: hyaluronic acid binding; calcium ion binding. Bases 409 to 4164 code for a protein of 1251 amino acids. Gene Ontology annotation, biological process: cell adhesion. The transcript is spliced from 20 exons. NCBI's taxonomy places the organism in Eukaryota, Metazoa, Chordata, Actinopteri, Perciformes, Percidae.
UUCAAACUGAUCUCCCUCAGCGUUGCUGCCGGCGCGUAGGGGGUCGGAGGCAGCACCUUGGUGCGUGCGUGCGCGCGCGUGUGCAUGUGUGUGUGCGUGUAUACGCGAGUGUGAAUCUAUUCCGAUAUCAACGUGUGAGCAUGAACGGCGCAUAGGGUGCUGCUCAGCAAGGAGAGGAGAGGAGAGGACAGCGCUGGAGAAGGAGGGACAAGUCCAAGACGUGGAGCGCUUGUGCACGCACUCACUCGCGCUCUCUGGUGCCUCUGCAAAGUGCUGUUUCACCCUGGUGUCGUCGCUGGCCGUCUCUGCACCCUGUUGGGGGGGGAUUUGGGGGAGCACCUGCACCGAGGCGCAAAAGCUCACAUUCCUGAAGAUUGCACCAUCGAGACGCGUCAGACAAGGUCCAGGAUGGCGCUCACUCUGUGUGCAGCUGGGCGGCAGAUCCUCUUUGCUCUGAUGCUGCUGCUCUAUUUGGGCUUGGGAGCAGCCUCCUCCAUAAUAAACAUGCGUAGGAUCACCCAUCCUACAGUACAACAAAUGCUGGCAGGCAAAGCUGUCCUCCCCUGUGUCUUCACCCUCCAGACCAGCUCCUCCAGCCAGCCUCCCCAGCUCCUGUGGACUCGCAUCAGGGCGCCAGCAGAAGAAGAGGGCGUUCAUGUGGAGCAGAUUGUGCUUUCUGCUAAAGGUGAUGUAAUCAAGGUGAAUAAGGCUUUCAGUGGCCGCGUCCUGCUGCCAGGGUACGCUGCCAAUCCUCUGAACGCUACCAUGGAGAUCUCCGGUCUCCGCACCAACGACUCAGGCACUUACCAAUGUCAGGUUGUCAUGGGUAACGACUGUGAGAGAGACACUGUGCCCCUGGUGGUCUCCGGUGUUGUGUUUCACUACCAGGCUCCCGGCUCUCGAUACGCCCUCUCGUUUGCCGACGCCCGGCGGGCCUGCCUGGAGAACUCGGCUCAGAUGGCCACCCCCGCCCAGCUGUGGGCGGCGUACCAUGACGGCUUCGCCAGCUGUGCACCCGGCUGGUUGGACGACCAGACUGUCCGCUAUCCUGUCCAGUCGCCAGAGCUUGGUUGCUAUGGACACCAGGAGUAUUCAUCUGGAGUUAGGAAUUAUGGGAAGAGAGACCCGAAAGAGCUGUUUGAUGUGUACUGUCUCGCAAAAGACCUAGAUGGGGAAGUGUUCCACUCCUCGGUCCCGGGCAGGCUGUCUCUGUCGUCAGCCUCGGACCGCUGUGUGUCCCUCGGGGGGCAGCUGGCCACGGCGGGGCAGCUUUAUCUGGCCUGGAAGGCCGGCCUGGACAGCUGCGCCCCGGGCUGGCUGUCCGACGGCAGCGUUCGCUACUCGGUGAUCAGGCCUGGUCCAGACUGUGGAGGGGGCCAGCCAGGGGUCCGCACCGUCCCCCCCAACAGCACCGGAGACAACACCACAGCGCUGUAUGAUGCCUACUGCUACAGAGGUAAAGUGACGAAUUCCGCCUCCAUCUCUGAGAUCUACACCUCCCUGUGGAAGCCCUGGAGCUACCUCACAGGGUCAGGUGAUGCUGAAUCAGGGACGGGCAGCAGUGACGGGACUACGCAGCAGACCACCACCGCCAGAGGGCUCUCUGAUGGCAGUGAUGUUUCACUUUCAAACUGGACCGGAUUGGUUGACCUAGAAAAGGAGGCCUCCCUUUACAGCACUGAUGCUUCCUCAGACCCCUGGUCCUCAGAGUCUUCAGGGUCAUUUGUGACCCUCCAGCUAAUCCCAGGACAGAGCCUCUUAGACUGGGGAGAGCCACUGGAGCCCGACCCCGACUCAGAGAAGUUUCUCCGACCCCCGGUCCACCCUACUCCUGCUGACAAGAAGGUGAUCUCCAAGAUUGUCAAGUCCAUUUGGAAGCCUUGGAACUACCUGGCAGGGACUGGAGAUCACGAAGGAACCCAAACACCGAGUGGACAGACGGGGGAAGGGGAGACGGCCACGAAAAAGACCGAUGAGGGGUCAAACUCAUCCAGUGCAGCAUCACCAAGUUUGCUUUCUCGGGGAAGUUCAUGGUUUAGCGGUCCCUUGAGGGAAAACUCCACACCAGCGAGCGAAGAACCUCCCACACGUCUUGCAUCUACUUUGGUCGCCUCCAGUAACUUUAUGACUACAGAGAGCACUAAGAGCUGGGAGACUUCAGAGAUGAUCACGUCCACCGCCUCCAGCUCUUCUUCCAGAAUCACAUCAUCCAGCGGGGAAAUCUGGGUCCGCGUUGAUUCUGAGACCACGACCCAGCCGGGUGGCAAGAGGGAGGAGACGGUGACCUCCAGAGGCAGCGGCAGAGGAGGCAGAGGAAGGGGGAAGAAGAACAGAGGGGAGGACAGGAGCAGAGGAGAGGAGAAGGGAAGAGGAGUGGAGAAGGGGAAAGGAGAAGACGAGGGGAGUGGAGAAAUCACUAGCAUGGAAGCAAAGGGGGAGAUACAAGUGUCACGUCGACCGGUUGGAACAAGCAAACCAAGAGAGAGAUCCAGAGAAAGAUCUAGAGAGAGGGGUCACAGGAAGGGACAGACCACCACUACCACAACCACCACUGCCACAACUAGUCCACUGGAGCCCACAGUGAUGACCACAACUGGGCCGGAAAGCUCUGACUUAUCUACAACGAAAUCCCCAUCCACCUCACCAGCAGAAACCGCAUCCCCAUCAAGCCCACCAGAUCCAUACCCAUCCCUCUCCUCAUCUCCAUCACCAUUGCCGUCUGUAACUGCAUCCCCAUCUCCAUCCUCUUCUCAGCUUUCCCCAUCUCAAUCCCUGUUUGAAUCCCAAUCUCCCUCCCCAUCUGUGUCUCUUCCAUCUUCCCCCACGCCAUCUCCAUCUCCAGCUCCAUCUCCAUCUCCAUCUCCAUCUCCAUCUCCAUCUCCAUCUCCAUCUCCAUCUGCAUCUCCAACCAAUUUCUCACUUCCAUCCCUCUCAACCUCUCCUUCAUCACCCAGUUCCCAUUACCCAUUUCAAACCACUGGUUCAGGAGAGCCAGCUCCAACUACUCAAUCAGGCAACCAGGAGAGCUCCACUAACCACGUGCCAUCACCCCGCUGGGUCCCAGUGGAGAAAGCUGUUCUGAACAGCUCUCUGGAUUAUCCUCCAUUACUGUCGGUAACCCCCGAUGUGGAGGAGCCUUCGUGGUCCCACGCUGUGGGGUCAGGGGCCUUGUUACCUGGCAACGUGGAGGAGGAGAGCAACAGAGGCGCAGUCAACAUCAGUACCAUAACUCUAAGCCCAACAGACAAUGCAGAGCCGUGCGUGACAAACCCAUGUCUGCACGGAGGAAAAUGCCUUCCGCAGGGAACGGGCUACAGCUGCUACUGCCCACAAGGAUACGCUGGGGAGAACUGUGAGAUUGAUGUUGAUGACUGCCAGUCCGAGCCGUGUGAAAACGGGGGCACCUGCAUCGACAAGAUUGAUUCGUUCCUCUGCCUUUGCCUGCCCAGCUAUGGAGGAGACACGUGUGAGAAAGACGUAGAAGGCUGCGAGCACGGUUGGAGGAAGUUCCACGGCCACUGCUACAGGUACUUCAACCACAGACACACCUGGGAGGACGCGGAGAAAGACUGCAGAGAGCACAGUGCCCACCUAAGUAGCGUCAUCUCGGCUACAGAGCAGGAGUUUAUCAAUGGUCUGGGUCAUGACAACGCCUGGAUCGGUCUGAAUGACCGCACGGUGGAGGAAGACUUCCAGUGGACUGACAGCAACGAUCUGGUCUAUGAGAACUGGAGGGAGAGCCAGCCGGAUAACUUCUUCGCGGGGGGGGAGGACUGCGUGGUCACAAUUGCCCAUGAGGACGGCAAGUGGAACGACGUGCCCUGCAACUACAACCUGCCCUACAUCUGCAAGAAAGGCACAGUGUUGUGUGGGACCCCGCCCGCAGUGGAGAACGCCCAUUUGAUAGGUCGGCGGAGAUCCCACUACGACAUCCAUGCAGUGGUACGCUACCAGUGCUCUGAGGGCUUCUUCCAGCGUCACAUCCCCACUGCUCGUUGCCGGGCGGACGGGAGCUGGGAAAGACCCAGGAUCAUCUGCACAAAGUCCCGGCGCUCUCACCGGUACCGACGCCACCAUCGCAAUCAGCACAACGAACGCCGCGGCCACAGGAGACACGGCGGAGAGGGACACAAGGCCAGAGAGGACGCACACAGCUACUACUGAACCAAAUAAUAUAACAUCUGCAAAGCCUAGGUGCUAACCGUGGC